AAAAGGAAGGAUAAAUUACCCUUCGUUGGGUGCGAAAAAAUAGAAUACAAACGAGUAAUUGUGCACAUGUUCCUUCGUAAUGCACGUCUGAUAUACAAUUCGGGAACCCCUGCUAGGUGUGACGGUGGCUCUAACAACUACGAAACUGGUGGCUCUCCACGCCGCCGCCAUGACCGGUGCAGCACCUCCCCACCUGUGGUAGAAAGUAAUACCCUGGAUGGAAAAAGUGGCACAAGUAGCGGGCUGGCUCUUGUAGAAGAACGCCUAAUGAUAAUCAAGCGAAGUCGUGCUAGCUCGCGGAGCUCUGCUAAUUCUUCAGCGUCACCUGCGGUGCGGGCAGAGGUGCCGCCGUGUGAAGCCUACCCUACUUUUAACCUUUCCAAGCCCUCACGGCAGGAUCAGCAAACCCUCGAGGCGUUGGCAGCAGAAUGUAUGAAUGCACUUUUCUUUCCCAAAAGCUAA
Messenger RNA from Phytomonas sp. EM1, 462 nucleotides. NCBI's taxonomy places the organism in Eukaryota, Euglenozoa, Kinetoplastea, Trypanosomatida, Trypanosomatidae. The record is from the annotation of a GenBank genome assembly.